GAGAUUUGAGCACGUUCAGUUUUCGUCUGAACGCGCCGCGUGCCAGUGUGCCCUACCGGUAAAGACGGGUCUUUUUGGGGUUUUUCCUUUUUAUCGAAUCCACGAAUUACGUUAUUUUCUUUCUUAAAAUGAAACUUGCAACGUAAUCCAUUUCGUAACAUGUGCAACGGAUAGAAGUUUUCCAAUCGUUGCGAUUUAGUUAAUAUAUUUAAUUUGCGUACACCUUCCAAUAAUUUUUUGUAUCGAUUUCUCCUGAUUGUUAUUAAAUUUUUUCGAUCACAAUGGCGUCAUGGACGAACUCAAAAAGGAGUUUCAAAAUUUUCACAGUGACAGGUACGUACCGAAAAUAAUACACGACGUCACGACGUUCAUAUAAUAUAAUCUUACUAACUAUAUUAUUGAUGCCUCGACGGGAAAUAGCUGACAAACACGAAUCCGAAACCUCUCGAAUGAAAUCGUCGUGGCGGUGCAGGUCGGUGUGCUCGUAGCGAUCACUGGCUGCGCUUCGCAAACCAUUCAGAUAACGCCCAACGAAGAAGAACCUGUAAGAGAAGAACGGUCGAAAUACGGCGUGACGUGCUACGGUCCAAACCUCAGUGAAUUCCAAUGGCGCGGUCCCGCUGGCAUAAUAUCGCAGAGCCCCCAAUUCAGGGUCCAUUCGCAAAAGUUACCAAUGCAGCGGAACCAGACCGGACUUCUGUUGGUGUUCGAGACGGUCAAACAGGAAGACGUGGGCAAAUACUUUUGCACAGCGACCGGCAUGGACGGACGCGGUCAUGUCAUUAGCAUCACGUUGACCGUGACCAAAAUAUUGGAAUUCGACACGCCCGCUGAACAGAUCACCAACGAGUACACCGACUACUUCAUCAAGUGCAAGGUGAAAGGCAACUCAAACCCCACGUUUAUGUGGUCGUACAACGGUCAGACGUUAAAAGAAAAGACGACGAGCGGAAAAUAUUCGGUGCUAGAAGGCGGACUGAUGGUGCGAAACGUGACACACCUGGAUUCGGGCGAAUACACGUGCAGAGCCUUCGAGACCACUAACAAGUCUAGUGUUUCCGGAAUUACAGUUAUCGAAUUGAAAGUCAGACACAAACCGGUGUUUUUAAACCACAUGCAAGGCGAUCCCGUCGACCUGUACGUAUUCCAGACGGACUCGGUUAAUUUAUCGUGUCAGAAUUCAGCCGAACCGGCGGCAAACAUGACGUGGACUUUCAACGGAAAAUUAUUCACCAACCCGGCCGACCACUACCUCGUGACGUUCAACAGACCGGAAAAGUUGGGAUCGUACUCGUGCACGGCCACGAAUAGUUUGGGCAAAAUUACCAGACGGUUCAACCUGAUCGAAGGGUUCAAGCCAAAAAUGCCCAGCGGUCUGUCAGUGGCGCGUGUCGGCGACAACUUCAUCGAACUGCAAGUGGUGCCCAACGACAAAGGGGACGAGUUGAUUGGCUACAGAGUCGAGUACGUGACGAGAGUCGUGGAACCCAGCGGAAAGACUUUCGAAAGUUUCGACAUGAUGAACUUCAAUACUACCGAAGGUCCUUUCGUGCUCGUCAACCUCAAGCCGAACACCGAGUACAUAACGAAAAUCUUGGCGAGGAACCGGGCCGGAAACAGCGAAUACACCGAGCCGAUCGUGGUCCGGACGUCGCCGGUGAUCGUCACCAACGGAGCGCCGGCCCUUUUCGACGGGUUCCUCCUGCAGCAGCUGCUAGCCGUCGUCGUCGCCGCAUCGUUCGUGGCUGGACUGUAAAGGCCCCGCCGACCCUAUACAGACAGCCGCAUAAUAAUAUCAUAAUACAAAUUAGAUCGAUACACGUGCAGCCUUCGUAGAUCUGAAAGUAGCUAUUUUGUGUACAGGACUAAAGCGCCAUCGCGACGACGAGAUCUAUCCGUCUCUCUCUACACACACACACACACACACACACACACACACACACACACACACACACACACACACACAGAUACUAUAUACCGGAGCACAAAAUUAUUCUCCGACAGCCGCUUGUUUUUCAUUUCAUCGUAAAUAAUAAUAUACGCUAUGCGUGUCGCUUAUCGUCACGACGAUACAACAACAACAAUAAUAAUAUACUAUCGUCGCCGACUCUACAACAUGAAGUAUAUAUCUGUAUCGCAUACCGAAUCCGCGUGAAUGACGCUCCAAUAUAACAUUAACACGCUAUUCUAUAGGUACAGUACGUCGUAAUAUUACACACACACAUACACAUACACAUGCAUAAUACACGUGAUUUACACACACACACACGGACGUACGAGAUUUGGCUUUUGUCGCAGUAUAUUUCGUCGGCGACGGCUGUGUGUAAUAUUCGUGUGAGUUCGGUGGAGAGUGCGAGUAAAAUAAUAAUAAUAUGUCCGCCGCCGCAGUGCGCAAAAUAGUAGUGUUUUUACAUACACGCGCGCCCCGUCAUUCCGAAGUAAAAAUAAUAAUAAUAUUAUUAUUGCGUCGACGUAUUUAUUUUGUUUUGCCGACGAACGUCUCAGCUUUUUCCGUCGCCGCCGUCGAUAUACACGUGGCGACCUAGUGCGAAAAUAAUAUUAUAAAAUUAUUAACGCGUUUUUUGAGGUUUAUUUUCUUCGCCGUAAUAUUAUUUACAUUACAAUACUAUAUAUGAUAUAUAUAUUAACAUUAUGUAACUGUAAAUAUUUAAAUACUUUAAUACUACGAUAUUGUAUAUUUUACGUGUAUCUACUCUAGUGACGAUAAUCCUAUAUAGAUAUAUAUAUAUAUAUAUAUGUGUGUAUUAUGUAGGCAUUGUUAGGAUUAUAUUAUAAUUACAACGCGCAUUUUGUUUGAUUAUGAUACAUGUAUUGUUUAAGUGGAUAAAUAAACAGCUCCGAUCCGAUGUACGUGGCACAAAAAAAAAAUAUCAAAACAUGAUAUUUUCGACGCCGCCUCUCGGUAUAUUCGCGGUGCAUAACGACAAUAUUAUGAUCGCGUGCCGCGUAUAAUAUAUUAUAUUGUUAUGCGAACGAUGUAAAACUGUAAUCGAAUAAUACGAUAUGAUGACAUCGAUUAUUAUAUUGAUAAUAUAUUAUUAUUUUUAUUGUACUAUAUAUACGUAUGUUAAUUAUACCAUUACUUUAUAUUAUUAUUAUAUACAUAUAAUAUUACGACUAUUAUAUUAUUAUAAUUAUUAUAACUAUUGUAACAUUGCCUAUUAUUGUUUUUGUACGCGUGACGCGAGAAAAUGUGCCCUUUCGGAACGACGAAAAACGAUUACUACAAUAUACGUACAGUACUUACCAGCAACAACAAUACUACUCGUGUUGUACGUACACGUAGGUGCAUUAUAUAAUAAUAUAAGAAAUAAAAAGAAAACCGCUUGACAUGAAAAUAAUAUAUUGGCUUAUGCAAUUUUCUAUGUGCGCGUACGACACGCCGCGCCGGCGCAUGAUUUAUUCGGUUUCUAUUUUUUAUUUUCAUUUUUUUUUUUUUUUUUUUUCGUCCCUCGGUUUUUAUCAUUUUAAUAAUAAAGUGAACACUCUGUGACACGCCGUGUGGCCGCCGCCGCCUUUACAAUAAAACGGUUUUUACGACCAGAAUCUGACGUCGAGAACAACAUAAUAUACUUUGAAUAUUUAUUAGGUACGUCUUCCUCUCCCCCCCCACACACACACACAACCGCCACCAACCCCUUACGACACGGUUUCGCCGCGCGUUCGCGGAUAUACGUUAUUACAAUAUCCGCGUCGCCAUCAGUGCGGUGUCCUCGUGACUCGACAUGAUAGUAAUAGUGGCCCCGCACUGGAUUUUCGUCUGACCGAGCCAGCCGCGCGAGCAGCCAACAAAGUACACACACACACACACACACGAGCGCGUGUCGGCGAGCGGACGAGUGCGAGGGAUUUCGCGUAGGUACCUUUAUUGUGCACUAUAUUAUAUAUAUAUAUAUAUAUAUAUACGUAUGUAUGCGCGCGGCACUCGAUCGCGGGGCUAAAGACCUUUACAUAUUAUAUGACUGCGACGUUUUAGAUCCCGAGAGCAUCUCGUAUUUUUUUUUUCGUCCUUUCGUUUUAUCUCGACGCCCCCCGUCUUCCUCGUGUGUACUACUAUUAUGAUAUGAUAUAUAUAUAUACGCAUUGUUAGUGUCCUUAAAACGCCAAAUUCCUUACGGUUAAUAAACAUCGGUUCAUAUAAAAUAUAUAAUUUAUCGAUACGCGCAGCAUCGUUUUAUAUAGAGCACGCGACUAUAUAUAUUAUUACAAUAACGUUUAUAUAGCGUACCCGGAGAUAAUCUGUUCUGAACGAGAUCAUUUUUUAUUAUUAUUAUUGUUAUUAUCAUUAUUUCUACGGCAUAAUAAUAUACCUCUACGACGAGAUGCUCCGUAUCUUUUGAUCGUGUUCGACGACCGCGACCAUUGUUUAGAAAAUUUAUGCCCGUUUUACGUGGAUACACGAAAUGACUAAUAAUAAACGUGCAGUGUUUCCAUCGUCGACUCUCGAAGAGUGAAUUACUUUGAAGUCGAAUAAUAUAUUUUCCCGCUUUGAAAAGUGUUUAUUUCUGAUUAUAUUACCCGUGAGGAUUUUGGUGUGUACGAGAAACGAUUAGAAUUUCUUACCCGCCCGAACAGCCGAAUAUCAAUAUCAAUAUCAGUACUGAAUUUACGCGAUUCUAUGUGCACUCCUAACGCGUUGCCGUGGAUUUGAUCUCACAAUAUUAUAUAUUAUAAUCGAGUCUUCGCCGGACGUUCGGCCAGUGAUGUUGACGAUAUACGUGAAAAUAGUUGUAUAUAAUUACCAUAUCUGGACACAUCCAUAAAAUUAGCGUCGCUUGAAUAUUAUCGUUAUUUACGAUGGCCGUUUAAAAGUCGUGUCUCUAUGUAAUCAAUGAACCAACAUUGGUAAUGUGCGCGUCCCAAAAGUUCAAUAUCAGAAAAUAAUAAAAAAUUGACGUCUUAUUUUUUUCCUCCCACUGCGCACACGUAUUUAUUACGUGGAAACCGUUUUUCAGAAAGUGUUACAAUUUUUUUGUUCACUUUUUGUUUAUUCAACUUUAUUGUUCUUGUAAAACUAUUAUUAUUAUUACUGUCAUUUUUUUAGAUAUCUAAAAAUAUAUUUAUUAGAUUUUAUUGAUUUUAAUAUAAUAUAUUCUUACUCAUGAUAAAUUUUAUUUUAUAUACGUGUCUCAUCUAUAUUUUAUGAAAAAAAAAAGUAGCGAUAGUGUAAUGCACUAAUAUAUAUAUAUAUAUAUACGAUAACAUUUAAUAUUAUAUAAACAUAUAUAUAUAUAUAUACACGUUAAACUAGUGUUACGUCGCGCCAAUUCUUAAAAAAAAAAAUGUGAAUUUACUUUACGUAUAUGCAUGAUGUUAAAAGUAAAACUUAAAACCAUACUAUUAGUUUUCCCCUGUGAAAAUUGAUUUAUUAUAAUUGAUAUUUUCAUAACGAAAACAAAUGUUUAUAUAGAGAAAAAAAUCACUAAUAAAUGUUUAAUUGAGAA
Molecule: messenger RNA, 5465 nt
Organism: Rhopalosiphum padi (bird cherry-oat aphid)
Lineage: Eukaryota; Metazoa; Arthropoda; Insecta; Hemiptera; Aphididae
Product: neural cell adhesion molecule 1-like
Exons: 9
Coding region: 674-1756 (360 amino acids)
Cellular component (GO): neuron projection
Molecular function (GO): protein binding
Source: RefSeq, a predicted model, not a curated record